AUGCCAAACGAAGUCAAAGACAUCUACACCAAGGACGAAUCCUCGGCCUACAUCUUUGAGCAAAAUGUCACCGUCACGCUCAAAGAUGGCUCCGGCUUAGUUCGCGCCAAUGUGUACAGACCUAAGACGACAGAAAAGGUCCCAGUUCUAGUGACCUACGGUCCCUACGGCAAGGAUAUUCCCUACAAGGACUUCCACCCACAAAGUUUCAGCGAAGUCAACCCCGAGCACCGCUCUGAGCAUUCCGCAUGGGAGACUCCAGACCCUGCUUACUGGACCGCGCAGGGCUACGCAGUUGUGCGCGCCGAUGAGCGCGGAACAGGCCAGUCAAUGGGCAAGCUGGAUACCAUGUCCCGGGGAACAAGUGAGGCGUUCUUUGACGUUGUUGAAUGGGCCGCUGAACAGGAGUGGUCUUCUGGCAAAGUCGGACUCUUGGGAAUCAGUUAUUUCGCCGGAAGUCAGUGGCGCGUGGCCGCGAGGCAGCCGAAGGGUCUGGCGUGUAUGAUUCCGUGGGAGGGAAUGUCUGACUAUUACCGCGAUCGAUGCCGACAUGGUGGUAUUCUUUCGAACAAGUUUAUCAAGUUCUGGUGGGAUCGACAGGUUGUGAGUAACCAGUAUGGUCUGGGUGGACGUGCGGCUAGGAAUUGGGGUCCGGAUUCUCUUGAAGGAGAUCUGAGUGAGGAGGAGCUCAUCGCCAAUCGUCAGGAUCAGACAAUUGAUAAUGUUGAGAACCGGUUCCGGGAUGAUGAGUACUAUGCUUCGAAGGAGUAUAGUAUGUCGGACAUCACCGUGCCGUUGCUUAGUGUUGCGAACUGGGGUGGGAUUCUCCUUCACCUUCGAGGCAAUGUCGAAGGAUGGACCCAAGCUGGAUCAGAGCUAAAGUACCUCCGCUUCAUCACCGGCCGCCACGACCUCCCCUUCUAUUACGCCGAGGAAGUCGAAAUUCAGCGUAGCUUCCUCGACGCCUUCCUCAAAGGCGACGACCGUGAAGGCUGGUCAACAGGCAAAGCACCAAAGGUGGACAUCGUCCUCCGCAAGGGCGAUGUUGGUCACAACAACGCAGCUGGCGAGAAGACAUUCUCCCGCCGCAUCGAGCACGAAUGGCCCAUUGCUCGCACACAGUACACAAAGUAUCACCUCACAUCUUCCCGAGAGCUUACAACCAACCUACCAACUGAGCGACCGGUCAAGAUCACCUACAGUGCCCUCGGUGACCUCGAGAACCCCCAAGUCGUCCAAUUCACCACUCCCGCUUUUGAAAAAGAGACCGAAAUCACUGGCCACAUCGUCGCCCACCUGAACGUGUCAAUGAGCCCCCUGCCCGGCUCACCCACACCAAAAGACCUAGACCUCUUCAUCACUCUGCGCCACAUCGCACCCUCCGGGAAAGAAGUCUUCUACACUGGUACAGCUGGAGACCCAGUCCCUCUGUGCAAGGGCUGGCUGCGUGUUUCCAUGCGCCAGACGAACCCGGAGCACCCGCGUCACAGACACUAUCUUCCCUAUCGCGAAUAUCUCUCGACUGACGUGCGUCCUGUUAUUCCGGGAGAGAUCUAUCCGGUCGAUGUGGAGGUUUGGCCGACGAACGUAGUCGUUGAGAAGGGUGGAAAAAUUGUGUUGGAGGUUGCUAGUGGAGAUACGCAGGGGUCUGGAACUUUCCAGCACAAUUCGCCUGUUGAUCGGUCUGUUGAGCGGUUCCAGGGUCAGAAUCAUAUUCACUUUGGGCUUGGAGAAAACUAUGUUACGCUGCCCAUUAUUCCGUAA
This is a messenger RNA of Penicillium atrosanguineum, 1764 nucleotides long. Its product is annotated as CocE/NonD family hydrolase. The record is from RefSeq and is a predicted model, not a curated record. Lineage: Eukaryota; Fungi; Ascomycota; Eurotiomycetes; Eurotiales; Aspergillaceae. The transcript has 2 exons. Gene Ontology annotation, molecular function: dipeptidyl-peptidase activity. The coding region runs from base 1 to 1764 and encodes 587 amino acids.